Morone saxatilis (striped sea-bass) is the source of this 2084-nucleotide messenger RNA. Its product is annotated as V-type proton ATPase catalytic subunit A-like. Gene Ontology annotation, molecular function: proton-transporting ATPase activity, rotational mechanism; ATP binding; ATP hydrolysis activity. The transcript is spliced from 15 exons. The record is from RefSeq and is a predicted model, not a curated record. NCBI's taxonomy places the organism in Eukaryota, Metazoa, Chordata, Actinopteri, Moronidae. Gene Ontology annotation, cellular component: proton-transporting V-type ATPase, V1 domain; lysosomal membrane. Gene Ontology annotation, biological process: proton transmembrane transport; ATP metabolic process. Bases 182 to 2035 code for a protein of 617 amino acids.
CCCGGCAGGCUCGAACAGAGAAAACCGGUUGAGCCACAAUGGAGAUGUUUUCUUCCCGUGAUAGUCCGGUGCCUAGCAGGUGAUUAGCACAGUGAAGCUCCUCCUCUGCCUGCUACGUUAGAGACAAACCUGGAGAACUGCACAUUAAGACAAGGGAUUUUGCAGGACAUAACCUAUCAAAAUGGAUACUUCCAGACUUCCUAAGAUCCAGGAUGAGGAGCGAGAAAGCCAGUUUGGAUACGUACAUGGAGUUUCUGGACCAGUGGUGACAGCUACUGCGAUGGCAGGAGCAGCCAUGUACGAGCUGGUUCGUGUAGGUCACAGUGAGCUGGUGGGAGAAAUCAUCCGUUUAGAGGGCGACAUGGCAACUAUCCAAGUCUAUGAGGAGACUUCUGGUGUGUCAGUCGGUGACCCUGUCCUUCGGACAGGAAAACCCCUCUCCGUGGAGCUGGGACCAGGAAUCAUGGGCUCCAUCUUUGACGGUAUCCAGCGUCCACUAAAAGACAUCAAUGACCUCACUCAAAGCAUCUACAUCCCAAGAGGAGUAAACAUUAGUGCUCUUAACAAAGACAUCAAAUGGGAAUUUACCCCCGGCCAGAGUCUUCGGGUUGGCAGUCACGUGACAGGCGGUGACAUCUACGGCAUGGUGUUUGAAAACUCUUUAAUCAAGCACAAGCUGAUGCUUCCACCUCGCAACAGAGGCACUGUCACCUACCUGGCCCCGCCUGGAAACUAUGACAUUUCUGAUGUGGUUCUGGAGCUCGAAUUUGAAGGCGUAAAAGAGAAGUUCACCAUGGUGCAGGUUUGGCCAGUACGACAAAUCCGCCCAGUCACAGAGAAGCUACCUGCUAAUCACCCGCUGCUGACCGGUCAGAGAGUUCUGGACGCACUUUUCCCUUGUGUGCAGGGGGGCACCACUGCUAUACCAGGCGCCUUUGGAUGUGGAAAGACUGUGAUCUCGCAGUCCUUGUCCAAGUACUCCAACAGCGACGUGAUUGUUUAUGUGGGCUGCGGCGAGCGUGGAAAUGAAAUGUCUGAGGUGCUGCGGGAUUUCCCCGAGCUUACUAUGGAGGUUGAUGGCAAGGUGGAAAGCAUCAUGAAGAGAACCGCGCUAGUUGCUAAUACAUCCAACAUGCCUGUGGCUGCCAGAGAGGCCUCAAUUUAUACAGGUAUCACACUGUCCGAAUACUUCAGAGAUAUGGGCUACAAUGUGAGCAUGAUGGCCGACUCGACAUCUCGAUGGGCCGAAGCUCUGAGAGAAAUCUCUGGAAGAUUAGCCGAAAUGCCUGCUGACAGUGGGUAUCCUGCUUACCUGGGCGCCAGGCUCGCCUCCUUCUAUGAGCGUGCCGGACGCGUGAAGUGCCUGGGAAAUCCAGAGAGAGAAGGCAGCGUUAGCAUCGUAGGAGCUGUGUCCCCCCCUGGUGGAGAUUUCUCAGACCCUGUCACUUCAGCCACACUGGGAAUUGUUCAGGUGUUCUGGGGAUUGGACAAGAAGCUGGCUCAGAGAAAGCACUUCCCUUCUGUAAACUGGCUGAUUAGCUACAGCAAGUACACGCGUGCUCUGGAUGAAUAUUACGACAAACAUUUCCCUGAGUUUGUUCCUCUCCGCACUAAAGCCAAGGAGAUUCUGCAGGAGGAGGAGGACCUGGCUGAAAUUGUGCAGCUUGUAGGCAAGGCUUCUCUUGCUGAGUCUGAUAAAAUCACUCUAGAGGUUGCGAAGCUCCUUAAGGACGACUUCCUGCAGCAGAACGGUUAUACUCCCUACGACAGGUUUUGCCCCUUCUACAAAACUGUUGGCAUCCUCUCAAACAUGAUUUCUUUCUACGACAUGGCCCGACACGCUGUGGAGUCCACAGCGCAGACUGACAACAAAAUCACCUGGGCCAUGAUCAAGGAGCACAUGGGAGAGACCCUGUACAAAAUCAGCUCCAUGAAGUUCAAGGACCCUGUUAAGGAUGGCGAAGCUAAGAUUAAAGCAGAGUUCGCACAGCUGCUGGAGGACAUGCAAAACUCCUUCCGGACCCUGGAGGAAUGAGAUUUCUUCCCCCCUCAGUUCCUCUCCCAAACAUCCAAACCCCCCAGUG